This is a messenger RNA of Didymosphaeria variabile, 561 nucleotides long. RefSeq lists its product as uncharacterized. Gene Ontology annotation, biological process: mitochondrial citrate transmembrane transport. The record is from RefSeq and is a predicted model, not a curated record. Bases 1 to 561 code for a protein of 186 amino acids. The transcript has a single exon. NCBI's taxonomy places the organism in Eukaryota, Fungi, Ascomycota, Dothideomycetes, Pleosporales, Didymosphaeriaceae.
AUGACAGCAGGCGUAGUAGCAAGUAUCACAGCAGUCACACCCACGGAGCGCAUAAAGACAGCUCUCAUCGACGAUGCUCGUAACGAGAAGCGUUUUAGAUCCGGAUUACACGCGACUCGCGUCAUCUGGCAAGAGCAUGGAAUUCUAGGCUUGUACCGUGGGUUUGCUGGGACAACGCUGAAGCAGGCCUCUGCGACCGCGUUCCGCAUGGGGACGUACAACAUCCUGAAAGACUACGAAAAGAAGAGGGACAUUCAACAAAAUACCCUGAUCAACUUCGCUAACGGUUCUGUUGCCGGUGUUGUGACUACAUUAGCCACCCAGCCCUUCGAUGUCAUAAAGACCAGAAGUCAGUCUGCGCGUGGCGCAAGCACAGUGGAGGCCGUAAAGAGUGUAUUACUAGACUAUGGGAUUCGAGGAUUUUGGAAAGGCACAACAAUGAGAUUGGGUAGAACCGUGUUUAGUGGAGGGAUUUUGUUCACAAGCUACGAGGCUGCGGUGAAGAUAAUUGAGCCACUGUACUCGGGUGCGAAGCACAAAGUGGUUUCAGAAGCUGCAUAG